Messenger RNA from Pterocles gutturalis (yellow-throated sandgrouse), 597 nucleotides. RefSeq names its product POU class 6 homeobox 1 (gene POU6F1). The record is from RefSeq and is a predicted model, not a curated record. Gene Ontology annotation, molecular function: DNA-binding transcription factor activity, RNA polymerase II-specific; RNA polymerase II cis-regulatory region sequence-specific DNA binding. Lineage: Eukaryota; Metazoa; Chordata; Aves; Pterocliformes; Pteroclidae. Gene Ontology annotation, biological process: regulation of transcription by RNA polymerase II.
GCACCUGUCCCCAUCACCUGCUCCGAGACCCCCACCGUCAGCCAGCUGGUCUCCAAGCCCCCGGCUCCCAACAGCAGCGCGGAGGAGGACGGGAUCAACCUGGAGGAGAUCCGGGAAUUCGCCAAGAACUUCAAGAUCCGGCGCCUGUCCCUGGGCCUGACGCAGACGCAGGUGGGACAGGCGCUGACGGACACCGAGGGCCACGCCUACAGCCAGGGCACCGAGGGCCCAGCCUACAGCCAGUCGGCCAUCUGCCGGUUCGAGAAGCUGGACAUCACCCCCAAGAGCGCCCAGAAGCUGAAGCCGGUGCUGGAGAAGUGGUUGAGCGAAGCCGAGCUCCGGAACCAAGAAGGGCAACAAAACCUGAUGGAAUUCGUCGGGGGGGAACCCUCCAAGAAACGGAAGCGCCGCACAUCCUUCACCCCCCAGGCCAUCGAGGCGCUCAACGCCUACUUCGAGAAGAACGCGCUCCCCACCGGCCAGGAGAUUACCGAGAUCGCCAAGGAGCUCAACCGUGACGUCCGCCGCUUCUGGUUCUGCACCCGCCGGCAGACCCUCAAGAACACCAGUAAACUCAACGUCUUCCAGAUCCCCUAA